AUGAAAACAUACCUACCAGGUGCCAUUAUAGAAUUGCAAUCCUUACCUAUGAUUUCAAAUGAUGAUUCACACUUGGGUGACCAAAGGAUAUUUCAUCGUCUAUUUUGGGCGUUUCGACCAUGUAUACGUGGUUUCGCGUAUUGUAAACCUAUUGUGCAGGUUGAUGGAACAUGGUUGUAUGGCAAGUACAGAGGGACUCUGUUGAUGGCUGUGGCACAGGAUUGGAACGGGAACAUAUUUCCGAUAGCGUUCACAUUGGUUGAAAGUGAGACAAAGGAAGCUUGGAGUUUCUUUCUUAAGAAUUUAAGAAUACACGUUACUCCCCAAGCAAAUCUAUGUCUAAUAUCAGACAGGCAUGAAUCGAUAAAGAGUGCAUAUAACAAUCCGAAAAAUGGACGGCAGUAUCCUCCAUCAUCACACGUCUAUUGCAUUAGACACAUCACGCAAAACUUCAUGCGCGAGAUUAAAGACAAGGAUCUGCGCAAAAUAGUUGUUAACAUGGGUUAUGCGUUAACAGAGGAAAAAUUUAACUACUAUCGAGGGGAAAUCCGAAGAACAAACAAUGAUGCUUUAUCAUGGAUAGACAACAUCCCUCGGGAGAAGUGGGCAAGGGAAUUUGACGGAGGGCAACACUGGGGUCACAUGACAACUAACCUAGCAGAAGCAAUGAACUCGGUGCUAAAAGAAACCCGAAACCUUCCAAUCACUGCAUUGGUCAAAUCUACGUAUUAUCGAUUAGAAUCACUAUUUGGUAGAAGAGGCCACCAAUGGACAAAAAUGUUAGCCUCUGGGCAGGUUUUCACUGAUAGCUGCAACAAGGGGAUGGCUGAGGAAGUCAUCAAAGCUAACACGUAUAACGUCAUGCAGUUCGAUCGCGAGAGAUUUUAUUUCAUGGUCCAAGAGAAGAUUAAUCAUAACGACGGUCGACCAACCAGAACAUUCAGCGUUGAUAUGAGGAAACAACACUGUGAUUGUGGGAAAUUUCAGGUCUAUAAGGAGAGUUUCCUAGGACUUCCCCAUGAGGAGAAUUGGCCACAAUAUGAAGGAUUUACUCUUUGCCACGACGACUCUAUGAGAAGGAGGAAGAAAGGGCGCCCAAACAACACCAGGAUUAGAACCGAGAUGGACGACAUUGAGAAGGAAAAUAGAAGGUGUGGAAUUUGCCGUGAAAUAGGACACAUGCGUAGGAAAUGUCCUAAUGUUGCAUGA
Molecule: messenger RNA, 1209 nt
Organism: Lathyrus oleraceus (garden pea)
Lineage: Eukaryota; Viridiplantae; Streptophyta; Magnoliopsida; Fabales; Fabaceae
Exons: 2
Coding region: 1-1209 (402 amino acids)
Molecular function (GO): zinc ion binding; nucleic acid binding
Source: RefSeq, a predicted model, not a curated record